Molecule: messenger RNA, 2870 nt
Organism: Topomyia yanbarensis
Lineage: Eukaryota; Metazoa; Arthropoda; Insecta; Diptera; Culicidae
Gene: krz
Product: beta-arrestin-1
Exons: 11
Coding region: 542-1978 (478 amino acids)
Biological process (GO): G protein-coupled receptor internalization; signal transduction
Cellular component (GO): cytoplasm
Molecular function (GO): G protein-coupled receptor binding
Source: RefSeq, a predicted model, not a curated record
GAUAAAAUCAGUCUCGUGCACGAUUCGGUCGCAAGAGCGGAACCUACCGUGGAUGUGUACUAGUACGAUCGCGCGUUUGUUCUGGUAGGUGCGGUGUGUUGUGUUCCCGGUUGCGAAGGAUAUGUUUUCGCCUUGUGUCGUUGGCAAAUUGAAGAUUCCCCUAAAAGUCUUUAAGAUUUGUGCGCCGUGGUAAACCGGUGUUUGGUGAGCUGAUGUGAAAAUUGAAUUACAGCAGACAGGAGCGGUGUGCAAAUCGAUGAGAAAAGAAAGAAUUUCUGACUGCUAAGAAAAUCAUCAGUAUGAACGGAAGAUUAAGUAGAAAGUGCUUUUCGUCGAUAUUCUGAUACAACAACGUUGUGCGUUGAGUGUUCUGCUAAAAGAAAAAGUGAAGAAGUUUCAGUUCACAAAAUUUGGACAAAGUAAGACCUGCUUUCAGCAAGCAGUGCAUAGAAAAAUCCAGCUAUUAUUAUUCACAUAUACGUGAACGGCAAGCAUUAAAACUGGAUACAUCACCGGCAGAACGACGGUAGAACGUGGAACCAUGAAUCAUCUCCCCGGAUCGUCCCCACGGUCACCGGCCCCGUCCCCUGAUCCGGAUGUGGAUGAUGGGAGCUCCAAAAAGCAGGCAACCAGAGUCUUCAAAAAGAGCUCCUCCAACGGUAAAAUAACAGUCUACCUAGGCAAGCGGGACUUUGUGGAUCACAUAACGCACGUCGAUCCCAUAGGUGAGUACCCUAAUGGCGUCGUACUGAUAGAUCCCGAUUACGUGAAAGAUCGUAAAGUUUUCGGACAUGUACUGGCCGCCUUCCGCUAUGGACGCGAGGAUUUGGACGUGCUGGGGCUUACAUUUAGGAAAGAUCUGUACCUUGCCUCCGAACAGAUCUUUCCACCGCUGGAAACAGACCGACCACUGACCCGCCUCCAGGAGCGACUGAUCCGCAAGCUCGGACCGAAUGCCUAUCCGUUCUACUUCGAAGUGCCACCCCACUGUCCAGCCUCGGUUUCGCUGCAGCCGGCUCCCGGCGACACCGGAAAACCGUGCGGUGUGGACUACGAGUUGAAGGCAUUCGUGGGCGAAACGCCCGAGGACAAGCCUCACAAGCGGAAUUCGGUGCGAUUAGCAAUUAGGAAAAUUAUGUACGCACCCUCCAAGCUGGGCGAACAACCAUCGAUCGAGGUCAGCAAGGAGUACAUACUGAAACCAAAUAAAAUUCACCUAGAAGCGAGUUUGGAUAAAGAGCUUUACCAUCACGGCGAGAGUCUUUCGGUGAAUGUACAUAUAGCGAACAACUCGAGUAAAACGGUUAAGAAAAUCAAAGUGUCCGUGCGGCAAUUUGCCGACAUUUGUCUCUUCUCAACGGCGCAGUACAAGUGCACUGUUGCGGAGGUCGAGUCAGAGGACGGAUGUCAAGUGGCGCCCGGUUUCACACUUUCCAAAGUGUUUACGCUGACUCCACUGUUGGCUAACAACAAGGACAAGUGGGGCUUGGCCCUGGAUGGGCAGCUGAAGCAUGAGGACACCAAUCUGGCCUCAAGCACGUUGUCUCGCAACAUGGUUGAUGGAAAAUAUAGAAUUGCCGACCCAUCGCAGCGAGAAAAUCUGGGCAUCAUCGUGCAGUACAAAGUCAAGGUUAAGCUGUGUAUUACGCCACUAGGAGGUGAUUUAGUGGCCGAGCUGCCGUUCAUCCUGAUGCAUCCGAAACCGGAAGACGACGAACCGGUGAUAGGGGAACGAUCGCCGAACCGAACGAUCAACAGUGCCGCUGACGGAAGCAGUAAACACCUGACGGCGACUGGUACUGGUUCGGGCGGUGAUCAAAACAGCAAGAACGGCACCAAUCACAGUGGUCCAGGUUCGGCCAAGGAGGAUGGUCCCAAUUUGAUUCAGCUAGAUGGCGACGAAAACUGUCCAGACGACGACAUAAUUUUCGAGGACUUCGCCCGAUUACGUUUGAAAGGAGCGGAAACGGAAGCCUAAUAAUGCAGCACUCCCGCUCCACCCCCAGCCAGCUCGCGUGUGUGGGCGUGUUCCCAAUGUGUGUAUGUGUACGUACUAGUUUUGUGCUGUUCUAUAGGGUAGCUAAAUGAGCGCACGUGAUUUCAGCGAGUAUGCGCCGACGGGUUUGCAGUGUCUAAUUCCAACAUUUUGCCAAAAUAAUCAUUUGCGGACAGUGGUAGCGCAGCAGCACACAGCAUCAUCUAUUAUAUAGCAACCAGACACGUAGAGUGUUGCGAGCACUUUCUCACCACCACCAACACCACCGAAGCCAGAGAGAAAAUUACAUAGAACCAAAUGGCAGAUGGUACAAUCUGUUCUCGUAGCACUAUCACUGUGUAAGUAGUUUCGGGACAGCAUCGUGAUAAGGUGUAGAUUGGGCCUUAGAGGGGGAGAGCACUAGCUGGUGGCGUUGUGUUUGACAGGAAUCGUUGGUGUAAAUCCUCCUAUCUAUUUUUUAUGUAGUAAAAAUUGAGCGAAAGAAACACCCUUUGGCAGGUGUGAGAAAAUGAAGAAUGAAUAUUCUUCAAUAAAGUAAUGGACUAUACAAUAGAUGAGAAGACCUGUUUGUAUAAAGUUAAGCGGACAGCUAAGUGUAGUUUAAGAUAAAAGAAAACCAAUUUUUUGCAAAAUGGAAACGAGCUAACUUUUAACACGUUUUAAAGGAAUUCAACUACAUAAAAGCAUUUACGAGGUGUACAAGUGUUCGCUUAUCACAGCUAUAGUCACAAUCGUUUUCAGUUGCCGGCAGUGAGGAACAGUAUAUAUAAAUAUAUUUAAUAUGCCUCAUUGUUCGAUGAAUUGUAUCGUAUAAAAUAAGCAUUUAUAUCAACAUUUCUUAAUUUAUUAAUGUUAAUUUGUCUGUUUUCAAAUA